Messenger RNA from Bacidia gigantensis, 759 nucleotides. RefSeq lists its product as uncharacterized. Bases 1 to 759 code for a protein of 252 amino acids. The record is from RefSeq and is a predicted model, not a curated record. Gene Ontology annotation, cellular component: membrane. Lineage: Eukaryota; Fungi; Ascomycota; Lecanoromycetes; Lecanorales; Ramalinaceae. Gene Ontology annotation, biological process: transmembrane transport. Gene Ontology annotation, molecular function: transmembrane transporter activity. The transcript is spliced from 2 exons.
AUGGAUUUCAAGACGAAUGUCUUCACCAGUGAUUUCGCUGAAGCUCCAGAACGUCAGCCCGAGGUUCCGCUUGAGGAGAAGCCGAUACCAGUGCGAAAACUCUCCAUCCGCUUCGAGCGCAAAAUGAGUCUGCUGAGCAUUUGUGGCAUCACGCUCACGACUGGCGAGUCAUGGGUUGCGCUGGGCAGUGGAAUUGUUGUCUCCAUCUAUAACCUGGGACCUCCUGGUGUGAUCUUUGGCUUGGUGGCAGCGUCCUUCUUCUACUGGUUUAUAGCAGCCUCUAUUGCUGAGUUGGCAUCAGCAUUGCCGUCGUCGGGAACGGUGUAUCACUGGGCUUCUAUUACGGGUGGGAGAAAAUACGGCAGAGUCUGUGGAUGGUUUGCUGGAUGGUGGAACUUCCUCGCUUGGUUGACGGCAACAGUUUCACUCGGGUUUUUCAUGGCAUUGCAGACCGUCGCAAUGUAUUCAACCGUUCAUCCAGAGUAUGAGCAGCAGAACUGGCAUGUGUUCAUCAGCUUCCUCCUUUGCUCGGUGGUGUGCUCACUUGUGGUCCUCUUCGGUGAUAAAUAUCUCCACUAUAUCGAGAACUUUGGCGCAUUUGCAAGUGGAUUCGGCUUCUUGAUAACUGUUCUUGUCUGCGCCAUCAUGCCCACCCAGAAAGAUACGGGUUAUGCAUCGAACUCACAGGUCUGGGUUGAGACACAGAACGAGACUGGGUAUGAUCCCUUGUCACUGCCUCCGCCUGCCCGAGCCCCUUGA